AUGAGUGAUGGCGGGCGCAAUCAGCAACUCCAAGCUAUUCAAAAAAUCGGAGUGGAAACUGAGAAAAUGAUGGAAUUGCUGAAAAAAGAUUCUUUGAAUGCCGUUAAAAAAUUACAGAUAAUUACCACAUUAUGUACAGACUACAAUCUCGAAGCUGUGUACAUUGAGAAAGUAGCCGAGAAACUUGUCAAGUAUUUUAGCCAAGCGAGCAUUUUUAAACGGAGGAAAAUGGCUUUACGGUUAUUUAAAAAAACGAACUUCCAGAUCUCCAGACUCCCUCUCACCACAAAAAUCAUAAUUUGUCGAGCAUUUCUUGCCCAAGGAAUUGAAAAUUUUCCAAUGGAGUUGAUGCUGAUUCAAGAAACCCGUAAGGCAGGGGUAAAAAUUAAAGCGACUGGAUUCAAAAAGACAGAAUGCGAAUUUGCCAUGGCUCUGGGAAAUAACGCAUGGGGAAGACUUGGAAUCGGAUCCGAUGUAGAUCAUAUCUCGGAAUUGACUCCAGUUAAGCUUCCAGGAAGUGUAUGGGCUUUUAAAAAUAGCUCUUCGGUAAAUUUAUCAAUUUUUCAGGUCCGUCAUAUUGAAAUGGGUCAAUUCCACACGAUUUUCGUUUUGACAAACGGCGAAUUGUACGGAUGCGGAAAAGCUGCCAAUUUUUUGGAAGGGAAUCAUGAAGCGGAAGAAAUUAUAUCAACUCCAGUAAAACUGGAUUAUUUUAAGUGCCGUCCGAAGGUCAAUCACGAAAUCGUUUUAACCGAUGCCAGCACUAAAAUCACUGGAUACACUGAGGAUUCAUCGCUAAUCAUCGGAAAGUACACUCCAACUGAAAAUAUUCGGAUUCUUAGUUCCGGAGAAAACUGGACCAUUAUCAAUAAAUUGAGAUUGGCUGAGAAUCGAGAAGCUGAAGAACACAAGAAUCGUAAGAUUACUGUAGAUGUGCACGAUGGGACGCGUAGAGAACUGAUUGUUCGUCCCGAUUGUACCUGGCUUGGAAAGGAUAACGAGAAGCAGGUAAUUGUUUUUCUGCUUGAUGGAUUUCGUGUGAACUCAGAGCAUCUAUGGAAAAAUUAUUUCUAUACCGAUGACGGAGUUGCCUACGCAAUGUUUGAUAAGAAUAUGUACAAGGGGAAACUGAUAAUUGUGCCAAGAGUAGCUGAUCAUUCCGGGGACGAUUCUUCGGAUGAGGAAGAGGACGGAGAUAUACAGGUUGCGGAUGCAUUGAUUGAAAGGAAGGGGGAUGUAUUGUUGUGUGUGAUGGAGGAAAUCGUGGCACCAUUCGAAUUUGGGACCAUGAAAAUGACAACUUGUGGCGAGUCGAUUAUCAGAUAUAGAAAACAUGAACCUGAUAAUAAGCGGGAGUCGGACAAAAAUCUCAAUAUUCUGCCUCAAUUUCGAGUUGGAAUGAUGCCCACCGAAUUGAAAUACCCCCAGGAUUCUGAAGUAACGUGUUCAACACAACAGUUGCAAGCAGUACAUGAAAAAUUAUUAGAUCAAUGGCCUAUCAAAAAAAUCAGCGAAUUGUAUACUAUGCAUGGAUUGGCGCGGUCUACCGUACUCCCCAGAAUCCUUCUCUCUUUGAUUCACUUCCUCCGUUUGAAUGAAAAUGGACUUCCAAAAGUUUUCGUAGAAAACAUCAAUGACGAAUACACUUUGGAUGUGAAUGCAAUUCGAAAGGAAAUGCACACGGCGUUCAAAAUGGGACUCAAGAUUCCAGUGAUGGUUGUGGGAACAGACUGGACUAGUGCUCAAAGUGAGAAAAGAGAGCUAGAAGUGAAGAAGAAGUGUCGAGCUUACAUUUUGGGUUUGAUGGAUACGGUCAGCGAUUUGUUGAAGAAACUGGGGCAAAUUCCGUUGAAGUACAGAUUGAAUCAGUUGGAUGCAAAGUUUGGAUAUUUUGUGAAGCAAAUCCUCGAAAACAAUUUUGAUGUUGAAAAGGCCAAUUCGGGUAUUUUUGCAAUUCCCAGAGGAAUGCAUAAUUUCAAAUGGAAUCACUGUGAAGAAUCAAUGAAGGAUAGGAUUACUGAAAAUGAUGUGGAUGGGUCAGAAGAGAGAUUGCAUUUGAUUCGGGUCGAGGCACUUCCUGUGCAGGACAAGAAUACUAGUUACCGUGAGCAUAUGAUUUACUGGACCCUCACAACUCGAUUCCAUAUCUCUUGUAUUGAUCCGAAGUUGUUGGAGCAUAUCGUUGAUGGUAACGCGAUCAACUUGAAUAUGGUUUGCAUCAACGAUGAAAAUACACAACGAUACAAUGAUUAUCUCGACGCAUUCUUCAUCAUCAAUGAUAGUGAUCUUCAGUUGCAAAGUUUUGAUAGAAACAUCGACAUAAAAAGUGUCACAGCAACUCUUCUCGCCAAAGAUAAAUACACCAUCAAAACAUCCGACGGGAUUCGUCUUGAGGUGCCAAAAGUGCUUUUUGAAAUCUACUCGGGAUACGAUGGAGCACGAAAACGGACAUCUGUAAUGACCACGGAACUAAUGGAUGAAUUCAAAUUGGACCACACUGCAGAGGCGGUGGAAUUGGCAUUGCAGUGCUUAGUAGAUGUUCGAGUCUUUUACAAUGCCACUAUGGAUUUGAAAAUCCAAGUCUUCGAACUCUUCGAGUACUGUAUGAUCACUCGCCUUCGUUGUGAGCUGUUGCGAAUGAUUGUUAUUACCGCCGAAGAAAGUGACUGUGAGUUCCUGCGCCCGCUUAUCCUUCAUAAAUGGGACGAGAUGCUCGCCCUAAUCGUCAAUCUUCGUCCGGAAAUUCUCAUUUUCUGGAAGAGUCUUCCACUCAAGAGGUCAUACCUCCAUCAAUUGAAUAUGUUCUCCGAGCUCAUCUCAACGCGUCGUUACGAUAUGUUAUCCCCGUUGUCAUCGAGCCCGAUUGAGCAUUUAUACAACACAUGCGAGUUUGAAGCGGAAAAUGAGAAGAUAAAUCAAAAAUUUAUGAGUAAAUUCAUGAGCAAGGAUGCCCAAGAUCGGGAUGUUCAGUGGGAUCUCAUGAAAUUGAUCCUCUCAUGGGAUAACAAAGAUAAACGGGCUGCGAAACGGCCAGGCGACAGUUUGAAUGUCACCUUUACUGGCAUGAGACCUCGUAGACCAAGAAUAGAGCAUUUAGCGGAGGCCGUAAGAAUUGAGCUUCUCCGAGCAGCUUAA
This is a messenger RNA of Caenorhabditis briggsae, 3135 nucleotides long. The record is from RefSeq and is a predicted model, not a curated record. Lineage: Eukaryota; Metazoa; Nematoda; Chromadorea; Rhabditida; Rhabditidae. Bases 1 to 3135 code for a protein of 1044 amino acids. The transcript has 15 exons.